UGCACCACUUCCGUCCAUCCAUCCAUCCAUCGAUCUAUCCGUCGGUCCAUCGAUCACCACACCCGUCCAUCUACCCACCGCUGCACUCAAACUAACGACCCCAGCCAGCCAGCCCGCCUCUCUGUGAUCUUCGUCUUUCUUCCUUUCUCGUGGUGCGGACCACCAGACAGCCAGCCAGACAGCCGCACAGACGCAACCGAUCUUCUCUACUCUGCAAGUAGGUCAAAUGCAAGGCACGCACCAGGCAGCCACGCAGUCAGUUUGGACACACAGACACACUCUUCCUAAGAGUGUCCACCGAGAGGAAGUGUCUCAAGCCCACCACAGGCACAGAGACACCCGCGAAAGUGCGCGAUGGGCCAGCAGCAGACAAUGGCAGCCAGCCAGCCAGCCAGCCAGGUGAAAGACAUAAACACUGAUAGACUAGAUGAGUGUGUGUGUUUUUGUGUAUGUACGCCCGGUGCCGAACUCAGACCCCAUCGCCUCUCGUCACACGCGGGCUCUCUGGACCUCUGCGACGUACCAGAGACAUUCCCGCUCGCAAGUGUGCGCUUCGAGAGGAAAGGCCCCAAGCCCACCACAGAGGGAGAGAGACACCCGCAAAAAUGCGCGAGGGGCCAGCGGCAGACAAAUCCAAUUGUGGUAUGUCGUAUGUGAUGGUGGGAAAAAAACUACGAGCGGAGUGAUAGCGAGCGAGAAGGGGGGACGGGUGAACGGACAUGGACACACUACUGACAGACAGACAGACAGACAGACACGAUUAGAAAAUAUAUCGCGCGGGUGCACCGUUGUGCGCAUCUCUCUCUUCAUUCCUCCCAGCGACCGACACACAGACAGACAGGGAGGUGAUGAUGAUGGCAUGGUGGUACGAGAAAUGUGUGACGUGUGUCUGUGUGCAGGCAGGCAGGUAGGCAGGCAGGCAGGUAGGUAGGCAGGCAGGCAGCGUAGCAGCAGCCUAUCCACCCAUGCACUCCUCCUCCAUCCAUUCCACCCACCCAGCCGUGACGCAAAAGACCUGACUACCACGUUUGCCUCUUCACCACUGAGUGCACACGCAUUCGUGUUAGUUAGUUAUGUGCCGUGGAAGUGGUUGCUUGAUUGACUGACUGGUGGUGGGGAAACAAGGAAGCGCUUGUGUGUGUGUGUGUGUGUGUGUGCGAUGAAUGUGUGGGCAAAAGGCGUGUUGGGACACAGACAGAACACACAGCACAAUCAGCCAGACGUGUCCACAGUGACACCCCCAGACAGGCAGACAGACAGACAGUCGGGCAGUCGGUCGGUUGGCACCACAUGCCGUCACCACGGGGAAUGGUGGACAGGGGUGGCGGGCAGGCAGGAAGGCCGACUCUCUCCCUUGACCAUCUAUCCAUCCGUCUGUUCAGCACAAGACACCGUAGGCAGCCAGGCAGGCAGGCAGGCAGACAGUCAGCAGAUACAGGCCUCUCUCUCGUCGUAACCCUCACUCACCGUCCAGCCGUCCGUGAACUCAUCGAGAGUGCUUCUGUCGGUGUGCGAUGGCGCUCGCCUAUUAUCAUGCAAAGAGAAGAGGCACGCAAAUUGAAGAGGCCGGCUGGCGUCUCUAUCACGUGGGCUGUGUUGUUGGCAAACUGACCUUUGCCCGGGCGAACCCAAGUGCCUUGAUCGAGAAAAGCUUGUACCUGCGCCGGCCGCUCUCGUACCAGGUGGCCAUCCAGCCAUGAUCUUUCUCCUUGUAGGUGACUCCACGAACGUUGCUCUGAUACUGCGAGCACACACACACAGAUGGCUGCGAGGCAGUCUAACAAAAUACAAGAUGAAAUACCUUCACCUUCUUGGCCUGCGUGCAUGUGUGUGUAGGGGUCCAGUCUCCUAACACACACACACACACACACACACACACACGUGUGUGUGUGCAUGUCUGUCAUUGCUGCAUGAGUAGGCACAUACCGUCCUCGUCCUCGUCAUCGCUGUUUUUGUGUGUGCGCUUGGCCGCCUGCACUCAUUCGACACACAGGGAGGGAGUGAAGGAGUGGGCUGUCACAUGUGCAUCGCUGGUCUGUGAGAUGUGGCUGACCUUAGGUUUCGGUUCGUAGUUCUCGUCGUCAUCCUGCCACUAUACACACACAUCAACACACAAGAUACAUGCAAGAGCGCAUGUCGCAUCCCAUCCCAUCUGUCUGUCUGUCUGUCUCUGUCUCUCUCUGGCUGACUGACCUCCUCCGUCUCCCCAUCUGCGUCUUCAUCCUCGUCUUCGUCGUCGUCUUCAUCCUCGUCGUCCUCGUCGUUUUCGUCGUCCUCGUCGGGGUACUGACAACACACACACAUCACACCCCCCAGGAAAGAGGGAGACAGCGAGGCACACAUGCACUGUGUGCCUUCUCUGUGUGUGGUAAAUGGUGUGAAUGGUGUGAAUGUGUGUGUACCAGGUCAUCUUGGACGAGCGAUUUGGCCUUGGUCUUUCCCUUGGCAGCCGCCGCCGCCGCCGCCGCUCCGAGCUCCUCAUCUGACAUACGUGUGCACAUGUGUGCUCAUUUAUCAGCUCUCCGAGCUGGCACGUACCUGUGGCGGUCCACCUGAUGCACCUCGCCUGCUGGCCGGCCCCUGUCACUGUAGUUAUCUCAUAGCGACCUCCACUGUCGCAGUCGCUCUCACGCACGGCGUCCAAGAGCUUCUUCAGCUCAGCAGCUUCGUCCGGCUUGAAGUUCUGAUGGUUUUGGUGGUGUGGGGGGGCCAGGACCUGUCGUUGGUGAGGGGAGCAGCGGGGCCGAGUCUGAUCUGCGGGUGGCGGCUGAACACACUGACACACACGCCCACAGAGAGAGAGAAAGAGAGAGAGCGACGAGUGCGUGAGAGGGUGUGUGUGUGUGUGUGCGUCUGCGUCUGCGUGUGUGUGUACUGACCUCCUGUGGUUUGCCCCUGAUGUCAUUGCCCAGGGAGGACAUCUCGAGGUCGGCCACCUUGGCUCCGCGGCCGGCGGGUGUGACAGUGUUGUUCUCCUGUCGGGCCCCGGGAGGGCCGGUGAUUUUCUUGUUUGUGAGUUGCUUGGUCUCGUCCAGGUGGAAAAUCUUAUACUUGGGCGUGGCAUUGGGAUCUGAGGCAUAGCAAGAGAAACACAGGCCGGCAUAUGACAGCUUUUUGCAAUGAGUCGCUCAGUGGAUACUAUACCAUCAGAGGCGCUGCUGCUGCAGCUGAGUGAAUGUGAUCCAUUGGUGUCCAGGCCUGCAAAAGACAGCGAGUACAGUGGCAAAAAGAGGCAGCGCCCGAUCGAUCUUUCUGCUACGCAUCUGUACCAAUGACUGCAAUUUUGGAGCGAGGGUCGUGGGUGAGGUCAGCCAGCAAUCCGAGAGGCAACUGGCCCGCAUUCGUGACAAUCACGAACCUGCAGGGGCGAGACACACAUCGAUGCGAUGAGGGUGAACCCUUUCCCGUCUCCCUCUCUCCUCGCCCUUCCUGCACUUGCCAGAUGCCCUCCUUCUUUUCGAACUUUUCCAGCAUCAGAUCUAGCAACGCCCCCGUGUGCAGCUCUCCGCCGACGGUAGCGUGAUGAAACAUAAGCUGCACCUCAUUACUGCCCCCCCAAAUGGCCUCGCAGAUGUCCCGCAGCACAUUGGCCGCACCACACACACCGUCGACAGGCCGUACUCGUGGCUGGAAGGGCUGCGUGGCUCUGUCGAACGUGGCGAUGUGUGUGUUGAUGGUCUUCUCGACGAGACGCUCCACUGCGAUGGCGUCUUGGGGGGUGGAACGGACGACAACAAGGUCUCCACAGUUCACACGGGAGCACCUGCGACGCACACAGGCAAAGGCAGGCCUCAUUUUGGGGGCGACUGAGAGAAUGCACAUGCCACGCAACCACCACUGAAGAGAGCGUCCACAGUGUCAUGCAUCGUGGAACGCGUGACACCCAUGAGACGGUAGGCACCCCCGAGGCACAAUAGAGCCGCUCAAUGCGCAUGAGGUUGCGGGAGUGUGCGGAGGAAGAAGUGGUGCAUUUCCCGUGGGGCUCACCGUUCUAUGAUGGCUCGAAGGUCUUCCAUGACGUCUGUCGGGUGGGGAAGACUCCGAACUUCUCCCCCCUUCCCGCACUUCUUAGCUCGCACGAUCGGCAGCCUCCCCAUCUGAAGGAUAUGAUGUCGCUGGAUCUUCAU
Vitrella brassicaformis is the source of this 4127-nucleotide messenger RNA. Lineage: Eukaryota; Vitrellaceae. The record is from the annotation of a GenBank genome assembly.